Messenger RNA from Moneuplotes crassus, 361 nucleotides. Lineage: Eukaryota; Ciliophora; Spirotrichea; Euplotida; Euplotidae. The record is from the annotation of a GenBank genome assembly.
AUCAUUUAGAUGUAUUUAUUCUAUUAGAGUCGAUGCUCCUUUGCCUCCUCAUUUUAAGUUCUCUUAAAUCUUCUUCAAUAUCUUUUCAAAAGUCAGAUGAAUUUAAACGUGGGGUCUUACAAUCCAAAAAGCACAUUCAAUGGCUAGUGAUGCCAGAAGAGUUUUUUAUUACCUAUUUCUGUUGUAGGGUAAUGUUUUCAGAAGACGGUUUGAUGAUAUCCUCUUAGAUGUUUAAAAUUUAGAUGUCUCCAGAUCUAACCCUGUAAUCUGCAGAAAGAUCCUGGAUAAAUUUAGUAUAUUCAUUAGACUGUGAAGCUCUUUUAUUUAUUGUAAACCAUUUUUAGUUCUUAAUGGAAAACUU